AUGAAGCCUCCCUUGGCUCAUGGCGAGGACUAUCAGUACUGGCUAUACGAACUCAUGCGAUUCAUCGCGGACCAUACAUCCAUACCCAUCCCGAACUUUGCGGUUGAGAUGGACGCCAUCACCUACAACCAGUAUGUCGUCGAAAAGAAAGUAGAUCCCCACAUGGGGAAACCGCUCAGUGUGGUAUGGCAUUUGUUGGAAGAUGGGCAGAAACAUCGCAUCGUGGUGCAACUCAGGGACAUUCUCCAGUUGCUCAGGGGCAUUGGGAUAAACAAGAUACCACAUGCCCCGUGCAUCACGGAUCGCUUUAUUGCUCGCAACGGAUGCAGCCCACUCAACCGUCGGCGGCCUUACACGGACAAUAAGGGAUUUGUAGAUAUCUUGAAGGACAGCGUAGGUGCGGUUAAUGGCGAUCCCCACGAAGCGAACACGAAUGCCAAGUUUGUCAAGGCGCUUGCUUCGGCGGAGGGAAAUGAUUUGGUCCUCACCCAUGGGAAUAUCAACGCCGACGAUAUAUACGUAUCGGAGAAGGGAAGCAUCGUGGCUAUCUCUAACUGGUCUGAAUCUGGCUUCUACCCGCGAUACUGGGAAUUUAUCAAGGCCAGGUUGGCAUACAACAGUGAGCCGAGUUUCGUCGAAGAAGGAACCAUUGAGAAGGUGCUAAAGCCAUACUGGUCUGAACUUGCCAUCAUGACACACGCUCACAAUAUGAUCUGGUGA
Molecule: messenger RNA, 720 nt
Organism: Colletotrichum truncatum
Lineage: Eukaryota; Fungi; Ascomycota; Sordariomycetes; Glomerellales; Glomerellaceae
Source: RefSeq, a predicted model, not a curated record